AUGGGGGCAGAAUGGCACGAUCUAGAUGAAUGUCUGGAAGGUAGCCAUGCUUGCAAUCCUGCUACACAGAACUGCGUAAAUGCCGUUGGGAGCUAUCGUUGUGUCACUAAGGCAAGUUGUCCUCAUGGUUAUAGAUGGAGUCAGUUCCGCAACAAGUGCGAUGAUGUGAACGAGUGUGUUGAAGGCACAGAUGACUGUGACAGAAGAACUCAGCACUGUGUCAACACGCAAGGAAGUUUUCAAUGUCAGACGAGAGCGCCACCGCCAGUUCAGAAAUGUGGGACAGGCUUUACUUAUGAUUCAAGCAGACAGGAAUGUAUAGAUUUAGAUGAAUGUUCGAUUCAUCAACCGUGCGAAGCUGACCAGAAUUGUGAAAACACUGCCGGAAGCUUUAGAUGUACCUGCUUCCAGGGCUACACUAGGGAUGCUUUCACUGGACGAUGUAAAGAUGUGAACGAAUGUCAGUUAGGACUGCAUUCGUGCGGCGUCAGCCAGCGGUGUGACAACACCAUCGGCUCCUUCACUUGCGUGAGGAUUACCAGCUGUGGCACAGGCUACACGCUCAAUGCAGCUUCUGGAGACUGCGAAGAUGAUGACGAAUGUGAGUUGGGCACCCACAACUGUGGACCAGGUUUUGAGUGUCGAAACAAGUUGGGAUCUUUUCGCUGUGACAGAAUCAAGUGUCCUCUGGGACAGAAGCUGCUCGCCGAUGGGACUUGUAAAGUGGUCAUUUGUGGUAAAGGGAUGGAACAUGACGAUGCGGGAAAUUGCGUAGAUAUCAACGAAUGUGCCCGUAGUGAUGCCUGUCGACCCAAUCAACGAUGUUUGAAUACAGUAGGAUCGUAUAUGUGCAGGAACAUACACAGUUGCGGACCUGGUUUUGAGUUGAAUGAUCUCGGAAAUCAGUGUGUUGAUGUGGACGAAUGUGCCAGAAGGAUCGAUGAAUGUGGCCCUCAACAGACAUGUCGGAAUCGACCUGGUGGCUACGUAUGUGAAUGUCCUCGCGGAUACACUCUCAGUGCUCGAAGAGAAUGUGAAGAUAUAGAUGAAUGCACACGAUACCGUGGGCAAGUAUGCUCGAGUGUGUCCGAGUGUGUUAAUACUCAAGGAUCCUAUGAAUGCAUCUGUAAGGAAGGUUUUAGGAAAGCGGAUGACGGUAAAAAUUGUAUAGAUAUUGAUGAAUGUGCGUCGUCUCCAAACAUCUGCCAACACACCUGUAAUAACGUAUGGGGUUCUUACCAAUGUACUUGCAAUCAAGGAUACACUUUGAAUUCAGACAAUAGAUCCUGCCAUGAUAUCGACGAAUGUAAGAUGUGGGAAGGUCGAGGCAAUCUUUGCAUCGGCUUCUGUGUAAAUGAACCUGGAUCUUAUUCCUGCACCUGCCCAUCAGGGUAUAAAUUAUCCUCAGACAAAAGGACUUGUCAAGAUAUUGACGAAUGUGAGCAAUCCAACGUUUGCGAGCCCGAAGAAGUGUGUCUAAACACAAGAGGAGGUUACAAGUGUAAUCGCAUAAUCUGCCCGCCCAACUACUUCAGAGAUAAAGACCAUAGGAACCAGGAAUUGAACAGCGAUGGUACAGUGGUGUGCCGCAAAAAGUGUCGUCAAAAUGACAUUGACUGCGUCUUGAACGAGACACAAACAGUCACACACCAGUCACUGGCAUUACCCACUAUUCCUUAUCUACCUCAGCCUUUGAUCUUGACGAUGAUGAGAGCCGUAGCCUCCGGGAAUUCGGGAAGAUCUUUCCUUACAGACUAUCAAAUUUUGGACGGAAACACACAGAAUUUGUUCGACAUACUUAAAGGACAAGGAGUUGGUUCCUUGAGGCUCACCCGCCCAAUUUAUGGACCCCAGGAAUUGUUUCUUCACAUUCUUAUGACGGUUCAUCUCAACCACAGACGUCCUUUCAUAUCUUCGUCCAGGCACCUGGCAGUUAUCCACAUUGUAGUAUCUGAAUAUGAUUUUUAACUUAUCAUUCCAAUCCAUGGACGAAAAGACUAACGCUGGUGAAAUUCCCCAUGCGCAUAUCUAACCCGGUGUAUUUGUAUGAAUCUCAUUAAAGAUCUGUUACAACUUUUA
This is a messenger RNA of Stegodyphus dumicola, 2079 nucleotides long. RefSeq lists its product as uncharacterized. NCBI's taxonomy places the organism in Eukaryota, Metazoa, Arthropoda, Arachnida, Araneae, Eresidae. Gene Ontology annotation, molecular function: calcium ion binding; peptidase activator activity. The record is from RefSeq and is a predicted model, not a curated record. Gene Ontology annotation, biological process: extracellular matrix organization.